AUGAAGAAUUUGAACUUGCCCCGUGGAGGGGCUCAAGGAGAGAGGGAGCAAGACACAGCAGUCAUACAGAAGUACACAACAAAACGGAAGUUAACUAAUGUGCAGCAAGAUGAAGAGAUCAAACGACGAAAGACUAUGGAGCACAUUGGCAAGAAUAUCAAAGCCUAUGCUCCUAUGGAUGUGGCAAGUCUUCCUAUAGAUAUUGUGUUUCUCAUUCUAGAUAAGAUGUUAGAAGCAAUUGACCAUGCACGUUUUGCUGUGGUUUGUAAGGAGUGGCAGUCUCUUGCGGAACAGUAUAAUCGUGAAAGGCAGCACUGGUGUAAGGUACAUCCUCCCAUGCUAUGCAUCCCUACCCAAUCUCAUGGCUCCAAUGACAAGACUGCUAUGCUCUACAGCUUGUCGGAAGGAAAACUCUACAGUAAUAUCAAGUUACCAGUGCCAGGUGAUAAUAGGAUCUACUGUGGUCAUGGUUGGAUGGCAAAGUUAGAAUAUCAAAAUCAGUUCUCAGAUGAUGCUAGUCUAGCAAUAACUCUAAUGUAUUCUUUCAGAAAGACAAAAGACAUUCUUCUCCCGCAAAUCCGAGACUACUUGUUUCGUGUAAAGCAAGUUGUGAAGAUUACAUUGUCUGCUGAUCCCACUUUGGAUGGGAACAACUUUCUGGUUCUAGCCAUAUGCGGUGAUAGACUGUACUCCAUCAAAGGAGGACAAAAGUGUUGGACUUGGAAGCCUAUGCUUGACGGGUGCAGUGCUGCUACUUAUUAUGAAGGGCGAGUGUUCUCAGUUCACUGCCUAGAUACUUAUACGCAUAGCAUUUACAACAGUUCAACUCUGCUUUAUGAGAUAAAUCUUCAGGAUCAUAGUCCCUCCUGUCUUGUUCAGACAUAUUUGGUAAAAUCAACAAAGGGUGACUUGUUGAUUGUUGAGAGAUUGUUGGGACCAGAGGAAACCGAUGGACUGAUGAUGCUGAGUUUCAAGGUUAGCAAGUUGGUUUUGAACCAAGAUGGAUCAAUAACACAGCAAGUUGAGGUAAACAACAUUGGGGAUGAGGCAGUUUUCGUGGGCAACGAUCAAUCGGUGUGUGUUUCGGCUUCAAAGUUUCCCGGCUGUCAACCAAAUUCUAUAUACUACACGAAUGAUGUAGUUGUGGAAGGACAAGGAUCAGAAGACAUAGGCAUGUAA
Molecule: messenger RNA, 1179 nt
Organism: Fragaria vesca subsp. vesca
Lineage: Eukaryota; Viridiplantae; Streptophyta; Magnoliopsida; Rosales; Rosaceae
Product: F-box protein At4g35733-like
Exons: 1
Coding region: 1-1179 (392 amino acids)
Molecular function (GO): protein binding
Source: RefSeq, a predicted model, not a curated record